GAUUUUAGAUAUAAAUCAUGAUCUUGUAAGCUAGGCUUUAUUUGGAGAUUUUAUGAUAUUAGAGCAAAUUUUAUAAUUUUAUCUUCAGAUUUUGUGGCAUCAGAUUAUGGUAUGAUAAAGUUCUGAGCCUUGUGCAUUUGUGGGACCCUCUCACAAGUGUACGGCGUCUGCCACGUCCCCAGAUUUGGGUUCUGGGGCAUGACAAUUAAAUUCUGUUGGAACCUCUGGCUUAAGAAAGGGGAGCUCCUAACUCUCUUCUCUUAUUCUACUACCACAUAUGGAAAUUGUUUCAAAUGGAUGUGAAAAAUGCUUUUCUUAAUGGUUACCUAAAAGAAAAAGUUUAUAUGAAACCACCUCCUGGGCUCACCCAUCCUCCAAACAAGGUAUGUAGAUUACGACGUGUAUUAUAUGGGUUGAAACAAUCCCCUCGAGCCUGGUAUGCAAAGUUUAGUGUUAUUGUGAGUGAGUUUGGUUUUACUUCCAGUCCACAUGAUACAGCUUUGUUUAUUCAUAAGACUACUCGAGGUAUGGUUCUUUUACUUCUUUAUGUUGAUGACAUGAUCAUUACUAGAGAUGAUGUCACAGGUGUUGAGGAGCUAAAACAAUCUCUCAAUCAGAAAUUUGAGAUGAAAGAUCUUAGUGUUUUGUGCUAUUUUCUAGGGUUUAAAGUCACCUCUUUCGAUGACGGCUAUUUGCUGUCUCAAGUAAACUAUGCCUCUGAUCUUGUUUCUAAAGUUGAAUUCAAUGAUGAUAAGAGUGUUUCUACACCUCUUGAACCUAAUGUCAAGCUUACACCUAUGGAUGGCUCUCCACUUUCUAAUCCUACUCACUAUUGGCAAUUGGUUGGUAGUUUGGUUUAUCUUACCAUGACACGCCCUGACACAGCACAUGCAGUUCACAUUGUUAGUCAUUUUAAGGCUGCUCCUCGCGCCACUCAUUAUGCAGCAGUCAUUCGCAUUAUUCGCUAUGUUAAGGGAACAUUGUUUCAUGGACUCCAUUUUUUUGCCAACUCCUCCCCUAUGCUUCGCAUUUACUCUGAUGCUGAUUGGGUUGGUGAUCCUUUUGAUCGUAGAUCUACCACUGAUUACUGUCUUUUUCUUGGUAAUUCUCUUAUCUCUUGGCAAAGUAAAAAACAAACUAUUCCAUCUCACUCUAGUACUGAAGCUGCGUAUAAAGCUCUCGAUGAUACUAGAACUUCUUUCAUUAUUGUAGCUUCUUGAAGAUAUGGGUAUUCCUCAACCUUCUUCUAUUGAUUUAUAUUGUGAUAAUCAAAGUGCUAUGCAAAU
Rubroshorea leprosula is the source of this 1286-nucleotide messenger RNA. Lineage: Eukaryota; Viridiplantae; Streptophyta; Magnoliopsida; Malvales; Dipterocarpaceae. The record is from the annotation of a GenBank genome assembly.